Styela clava is the source of this 1850-nucleotide messenger RNA. RefSeq names its product chemokine-like protein TAFA-3. The record is from RefSeq and is a predicted model, not a curated record. Gene Ontology annotation, molecular function: receptor ligand activity. Lineage: Eukaryota; Metazoa; Chordata; Ascidiacea; Stolidobranchia; Styelidae.
UCAUAGAAUAUUUAUAAUGAGACCAUUUGCUCUUCUACCAUUGUCGUCGAAUCGUCGAUUCGUUUUAUUUAUCGUACUGGUGUUUGCGACGUUAUCAACACUGUGCCUUUUGAAAUUGGACCCAAUAUCAAAAAGAGUUCUGAUCGAAAGUUGCGAAGUAAUCGAGCAUGUGAACAAAUCAGCGAUAGAAUCUGUUGAUAAUAAAUUGUUAGUAACAAAUGAGAAGCAGACAGUGAAAUGUUUAUGCAAAAACGGCAAAGUUGCUGGAACGAAUAGAGGAAAACCUGCAUGCGUAUCAGCCUAUGUUCUUCAAUUUGGUCGUUUCUGUGAUAUGCAACCAUGCCUUCCUGAUGAACUUUGCAGAGUAUUUUACGACAGAUCUGGAUGGAGAUGUAUUCAUAAAAGUAAAACUACAGUGGUCAGGAUUCAAGAAAAUAAACGGGAAAAAAUCAAAGUGACAUGAAAUGCAAAACUGAAAGUUUAAACGUUCAAAGUUUGAACGCCAUUGUGGCGAACGCCAGAGAUUUUUUUAAUAAAAUUUACGUUAACCAGAGAUAUGGCGCUCACUCUGGCUAGUAUUCAACGUCGUUUGUUUAAUAUUUUUGAAAUUAUAUACUAAUUGAUAAUUUAAGGGAGGCUACGAGAUGUUCAAAGGCUUCUUUAUUCCGAAGUUCUUGAUAGGUAGUGAGAAGUCACACCCAUGUCCAAUUGUCAGUACCUAGUCUACUUGGAUUCAGGUCAUACCUUACUAUUUUUAAUUUAUUAAUUAAUUAAUGAUGGGAAAAUUAGAUUACUCAUGGUUUAUGAAAUGCUAACCCAAUUCUGCUACACACUUUAACUAGGUCAUGACAUACAAUAAGAUUCAAAUUGGUAGGGACAAACAAAUAGUGAAAAUGUCUAGACAGGCACGUGAUCAAUCGCUCUCACAAUCUCCCAUUUAUUUCUGCAAUUACAAGCUACAAUUGUAGGCUAUAAAUUGUUUUAUAAAUGAUCUAAGAAAAACGUUAAACAAACCGUAUAUCCACCUGUUUUGCACUAUUGAAUCCAUGAAUGUGCCAUAUCUGAUAUUUCUAAUGGGAUACUAUAUACUCUUGGGCCAAUAUUUUAUUUUUAUAGCUAAAUUGUCAUUCAACACUAGCAGUAACACUGAUCGCUAGUAUUAAUUAAAGAUUGAAAUUUUUGCACGGCUGGGCCGUGCGUUUAGCUGUGAUCAGUCCCACGCCAGUACAAUCUAUUCUAAAAUACACAUUCCUGAAAUAUAUACUCUUACCAGAAAUUACAUUUAAAACCCAUACUUACAAAAACAAUAUUUACACGUGUCAAUUCACGCGCGUUACCAACCUUAUUUUUUUUAAACACAAGGGGGUAGUUUAAUGAACAAUUGAGUUUUUCAGGUCUGCCGUCUUGAAAUUUCACAUUGUAGGGCCCCUGACUCCAAUUUCACGACGCUUUCAUCUUCUCACUAAUAUUUCAGACAGUGUUCGGUAGCAUGCUUUAAAGUAUUUCACGAGCUUGUCGAUCAGUAUAUGGUUGGGAUUUGGGAAUAUAACAUUUCGAUAAAACGUUUUGCCACUAAUGUCAAAUUAUUCGAAUUUGAAAUACCGUUCUUCUCAGCUGACAUCUGGUAAAGUUUUAAAUGGAAGUUAUACGUCGCCAACUGAUACGCCAACGAAACAUCCAGUGGAGAUCAAUUGCAUUUGAGACAGAAAACUUAAAACUUGGAAAUAAACUGGUAUUUUCCACAUUCAUAACACGCGAGUUGUAAAGAAUUUUGAUAGGAUUUUAUACAUUUAUCACGAAAUAGGGAAAACCGAUUGUAACAUAACUGACCAGUGGAUAUUUAGAAUACC